Molecule: messenger RNA, 1353 nt
Organism: Aspergillus novofumigatus IBT 16806
Lineage: Eukaryota; Fungi; Ascomycota; Eurotiomycetes; Eurotiales; Aspergillaceae
Product: glycoside hydrolase family 18 protein
Exons: 7
Coding region: 1-1353 (450 amino acids)
Biological process (GO): carbohydrate metabolic process; chitin catabolic process
Cellular component (GO): extracellular region
Molecular function (GO): chitinase activity; chitin binding
Source: RefSeq, a predicted model, not a curated record
AUGGCGUCCAAUCCUUUCAAUCACUGUCUCCUUUGGCUCAUAGCCUUCAUUGGGCUUGCAGCUCCCCUCGCUCUUUCUAUUCCUAAUGGAAAUGACAUUGGUUGUCGUACUCAGUCUAACAUCGUUGCAGCUACCGAGAAUUCUAGUGAGAUCAGCAUGGAGGGCGGUUACAAGUCCAUCGCAUACUUUGUCAAUUGGGCAAUUUAUCAACGCAACUACCAUGCUUUCGACCUUCCCGCGGACAAAUUGACUCAUGUUCUCUACGCCUUCGCCGAUGUCCGACCCGAUUCGGGAGAAGUGUUUCUGAGAGACCCAUUCGCGGAUGUAGACAAGCACUAUCCUGGUGAUUCCUGGAAUGAACCCGGGAACAACGUUUACGGCUGCGUCAAACAGUUGUUCCUCCUUAAGAAGCAAAAUCGCAAUCUCAAGGUUCUUCUCUCCAUCGGUGGCUGGACCUUGUCUGCCAAUCUCACUCAAGGUACAAGCACGGAUGCUGGACGCGACACUUUUGCCCAGUCUGCUGCGAAGCUGGUCCUUGAUUAUGGCUUCGAUGGUAUCGAUAUCGAUUGGGAAUAUCCACAGAACGAAGUUGAGGCUCAAGCUUAUGUGUCGUUGCUCCAGAAGUGCAGAGAGGCUUUGGACAGAGCAGCCGGCCCCAAUCGCAGAUUUCUUCUCACGAUUGCUUGCCCUGCCGGACCAAACAAUUACUCCAAGCUUAAGCUGCGGGAGAUGACACCUUUUCUCGACUUUUACAAUCUCAUGGCAUACGAUUAUGCCGGAAGCUGGGACUCCAUUGCAGGCCACCAGGCCAACCUCUUCCCAUCCAAUGGCAACCCCUCUUCCACCCCAUUUUCGACAAUCCAGGCCAUCAAUUACUACACUCAGGUCGGAGGAGUCCCGCCUUCCAAGAUCGUUCUGGGAAUGCCGCUGUACGGCCGUGACUUCUUGAACACCAACGGGCCGGGCACCCCCUACUCCGGGAAUGGAGCUGGAAGCUGGGAGCAUGGUGUCUGGGAUUACAAAGCUCUCCCCCAACCCGGAGCAACGGAGGCCUUUGACCAGCAAGCAGGUGCCUCUUGGUCCUACGAUGCAGGCGCCCGCACCAUGGUCUCGUACGACACCGUCGCCGCUGUGGAGAUGAAAGUGGACUUCAUCAAGAAGCAGGGCUUGGGAGGCGGCAUGUGGUGGGAAGCCAGUGGUGACAAGGGAGGAAAGGCAGCGAAUAAGGCCGAUGGCAGCCUCAUUGGGACUUUUGUGGAAGGCGUUGGCGGCGUAAAUGCACUCGAACAGAGCCAGAAUAAUCUGGACUACCACGAGUCGCGAUUUGACAACCUGCGUGCUGGUUUCCCUUGA